AUGCCUUCUGCCGGGCCACCUUUACCGCCCGACAUACUCGUUGACGAGGAGAUCUCGCCAGUAUACAAUUCCAAGUACUUCUAUCCAGCGAAGCCGGGAGAGGUACUCGGCGACCGUUACCAGACUCUGGUAAAGGUUGGCUGGGGCGUGUCUUCAACGGUAUGGCUUGCGCAGAUUGAGGAGCCCGGGAGCAUUGUGGCACUAAAAAUUGCUAAUUACAAUGCAAGCUUUGCUGGUCAUGAGUGUGAAGUUGAAGAGCACAUCUCUACGGCAGACCCAUCGCAUCGCGGCCGCUCACUCAUCCGAACAUUACUGGACUCUUUCCAAGUUGAAGGCCCAGAAGGUUCUCAUUCAUGUCUUGUGUAUUCGCCAAUGAGGGAGCCACUAUCGAUGUAUCAACGGCGUUUUGAUGAGAAAAAGAUGCCAUUGCCGCUCGUCAUAACAUACAUCCGUGCCCUUCUUACGGGCCUCGAUUAUCUUCACAAAGAUUGCAGGACUGUUCAUACAGGUAACUCGAAAAAUAUCAUGGUCUCAUUUGAGGACCCAACUGUUCUUGCUGAAUUUAUUGAAUCUCAGCUUGAAAAGCCAAUGGCCUUUAAGGUCGAUUCGACAGGGCGACCAGUGUAUCAGUCUCGUAGUGACUUCGGGCCACUCAAAAGCUUGAGAAGUAUACCACAGCUUGUUGACUUUGGCUUGGCAACGAGACUCGAAGAAGAUGAUGAUUGGGGUGUCUGGCCUAUUCAGCCGGACCACUAUCGGGCACCAGAGGUCAUAUUGGGUAUUGGGUGGCAAAUGCCUGCAGAUAUCUGGGAUUUUGGUGUUCUGCUAUGGGAUUUGAUUGAAGGCACAGAGCUAUUUCAGCAUAUCCAUGAUAAACAAGGUCGCUACAAUGCUAAACUACACAUGGCUGAAAUGGUGGCUUUACUCGGCCCACCCCCUCCAGAGAUCUUGCAAAGGUAUCAAUACAUGCGAGAAUACCCGUGGCCGGAACCUGUUAGACGAGAAGAUGACAGACUAUGUGAGACCGCAGAGGAGUACUUCGAUGGGCCAUUCUUUGACAACAAUGGUCGCUUUAUAUGCGAAGACUUAAUUCCCAACCGAACAUUAGACAACGCGGUUUCCUUUCUUGAUGAAGAGGAGAGAGAUAGUUUCGUUGACCUUGUCAAGAGAAUUCUGGUUUGGCACCCAAAUAAGAGACGAACGGCAGGCGAACUGGCCGCACAUCCUUUUCUACAACCCAAGCAAACGAUUACUUGA
Molecule: messenger RNA, 1257 nt
Organism: Aspergillus eucalypticola CBS 122712
Lineage: Eukaryota; Fungi; Ascomycota; Eurotiomycetes; Eurotiales; Aspergillaceae
Product: putative protein kinase
Exons: 5
Coding region: 1-1257 (418 amino acids)
Biological process (GO): protein phosphorylation
Molecular function (GO): protein kinase activity; ATP binding
Source: RefSeq, a predicted model, not a curated record